AUGGCGCGUGUUUUAAUUUUGCUGUGUACUUUAGCGGCUGUGUCAGCUGUACCAGUACAAGACCCUGUCAUCAGGAAGCUGGUUCCAGACGACAUCAGGUACAAUUACGCCGAGGCGGAAGACGGCACGCUACACCUGGUGGACUCCUGGGUGAAGGUCAGCGAUCUGGUGAAGAGCGCGCGAUUCAACCCCGAUGUUGAUAACCAGUACCAUCUUUUCACGAGGGAUAACCCCAAUCUCAGCCAGCCCAUUGUGCUGGGCAACAGGGAGAUAUUGUCGCUUACGAAUUUCGACCCUACGAAGAGGGUAAUAGUGCUCAUUCACGGUUUCCUGGGUUCGGGCACUGCUGGCUCCAACCAAGCGCUUGUACCUGCAUUCUUGGCUGGUGAAGAUGUCAACGUUAUAGUGGUGGAUUGGAGCCGUGGCUCGCACUGGGGCCUUAAUGGAAUACAAGUCGGUCGCGCAGUAGCCCGUUUCAUCGACUGGUUGAAUUCAGUAACUGGAGCCACCGCUUCCCAGUACCACAUCCUAGGGUUCAGUGUGGGAGGACACACGGCCGGCAUUGUGGCCCGACACGUACAAGGGGACGUGGCUUAUGUGACGGGUUUAGACCCUUCGUCCAGAUGGGAGAUCGACGAGAUCCUGAGCCCCAACGACGCGAGCUACGUCGAAGUCAUUCACACCAGUGCUGGGGUCAACGGAUGGAAAGAUCCGCUGGGUCAUGUGGACUUCUAUCCCAACGGAGGAAACAUCAUGCCCGGAUGUAACCUGAACAUAGUUUGCGAUCAUCAAAGAUCGUAUAUAUACAUGGCAGAGUCGGUCCGCACUGGUGGGUUCACGGGAUGGGAGUGUAGGUCGCAACCGGAGGCUUCGAUAGGCUCCUGCAGCUUGCCUGGUAGGCUAAGGAUGGGUGGGCUUUUACCUAAAACUGGGUCCAGAGGGAUUUUCUUCUUGAGGACUAACAGAAGGGCACCCUUCUCGCAGGGUUGA
This is a messenger RNA of Chilo suppressalis (striped riceborer), 990 nucleotides long. The record is from the annotation of a GenBank genome assembly. Lineage: Eukaryota; Metazoa; Arthropoda; Insecta; Lepidoptera; Crambidae.